AUGCUUUGGUUGGUUGUCAUCAUACCUUGGUUGAAUUGGAGGAUGAGGAAGUACUUGUUGGGUUGGGUGCACCCACCCGGUGUCAUUCCAAGAAAUGCCUUUUUGGUACUUGGUGGGUGGUGCAGUGUGCUGUUGGAACGGUGGACCAAAAUACUUGGUGGGGUGGGUGAAUGCAAGUCGAUAGGGUUUGGCCAUAGGUCGAGCCGAACGAGCCUCGGUAAAGGGGAGGGACGAAUCAAAGCGACAAGGGCUGAAUCUCAGUGGAUCGUGGCAGCAAGGCCACUCUGCCACUUACAAUACCCCGUCGCGUAUUUAAGUCGUCUGCAAAGGAUUCUACUCGCCGUCCAAUGGAAAUUGCACUUCAAGGCGUCCCGCAAGGCUGAUCCGCCUCACGAGGGUCACCCACGACACGUGCCUCUGGGGGGCCGAGGCCCCCUACUACUGGUCGGCAAGCGAACGACGGGCGCACAUGUCGCUUCUAGCCCAGAUUCUGACUUAGAGGCGUUCAGUCAUAAUCCAACGCACGGUAGCUUCGCGCCACUGGCUUUUCAACCAAGCGCAAUGAGCAAUUGUGCGAAUCAACGGUUCCUCUCGUACUAG
Messenger RNA from Sphenostylis stenocarpa, 600 nucleotides. NCBI's taxonomy places the organism in Eukaryota, Viridiplantae, Streptophyta, Magnoliopsida, Fabales, Fabaceae. The record is from the annotation of a GenBank genome assembly.